AUGGGGAUAUUAAGUCGUAAACUAGUCAUAUUUAUGACUUUAUUUGAAUUAGUUGCAAUUAUUCUGUUUGCUGUAUUUGUGAGAUUUGAUAAGGUUGCUUUACCAGGAUCGCUCGCAGUAUCGAUUCCUGGAGUCACUUAUGCUAUGUUUCAGGAUAUCCAUGUUAUGAUCUUUAUCGGUUUUGGCUUCUUGAUGACCUUUUUGAAAAAGUAUUCCUUCAGUAGUGUCGGAUUCAAUUUACUGCUCGCCUCUUUCGUAAUCCAAUGGUCGACUCUUAUGUUGGGAUUUUGUCAUCAUUGGUCUAAUUUUAGUAUCAUUACCAUCAAAACAGAGGAUUUAAUCGGCUCUGAUAUCUGUGCCGCUGCAGUCCUGAUCUCUUUUGGAGCUGUGCUCGGCAAGACAUCACCAUUGCAAUUAAUGGUCAUGGCACUCCUUGAAGUUAUAUUUUAUGCUGUCAACGAAACUAUAUGCUUUCAGUAUCUAAAAAUUAGUGAUAUGGGUGGAUCUAUCGUUAUUCAUGCUUUUGGAGCUUACUUUGGUCUGGCAGUCGCGCUAGUAAUGAACAAAAAAGAGGCAGUUGAUAAUCCAAACGAAGGAUCUUCUUAUCAAUCGGAUUUAUCAGCAAUGAUCGGUACUGUCUUUCUUUGGAUAUUUUGGCCUGGCUUUAAUGCAGGCUUAGCAUCAGGAGAUCAGCAACAGCGAGCUGUCUUUAAUACUUACUUUGCAUUAGCAGCUUGCACAUGCACUAGCUUUGUUAUAAGCUCGCUUAUUGAUCGUGAAGGAAGAUAUCGAAUGGUACACGUACAAAAUUCCACUUUAGCUGGAGGUGUUGCCGUUGGUGCUUCUGCAAAUAUGCUUUUGCCUAUUUGGCUAAGCAUGCUAACGGGUAUCAUUGCCGGUAUCAUCAGCGUCAUUGGAUACGACUAUAUUACGCCUUUUUUGGCUAAGAAACGAAUUCAUGACACAUGUGGUGUGAAUAAUUUGCAUGGUAUGCCAGCCUUGAUUGCCGCAAUACUUAGCAUCAUUAUGGCAUCAUUGGCCCAUUUUAAUCAAUACGAACAAAGGCAAGUUCGUCGGGAUUAUAAUUUUAACAAUUCAAUUUCUGAUAGCUAUAUAGUGACGAAAUUUGGCUGA
Molecule: messenger RNA, 1134 nt
Organism: Trichoplax adhaerens
Lineage: Eukaryota; Metazoa; Placozoa; Uniplacotomia; Trichoplacea; Trichoplacidae
Exons: 6
Coding region: 1-1134 (377 amino acids)
Biological process (GO): ammonium homeostasis; ammonium transmembrane transport
Cellular component (GO): plasma membrane
Molecular function (GO): ammonium channel activity
Source: RefSeq, a predicted model, not a curated record